ACGAGGCGCCAUGAGAGUGGUGACGGUCCUCCUCUGCGCUACGACGCUGGCAGCGGCGGCGGUGUCGAGCGACCCCCAGUGCCCUCCCUACGAUGUGCUGGACAGGACGGUGUACCUGCCCCACCCGCACGACUGCUCCUUGUUCCUGAGGUGCGUGGCGGGGCGGCCCGCCCUGGGGCGGUGUCCCCCGGGCCAGCACUUCAGCCCCGGGAGCGCUUCGUGCGACGUCCCCGCCCGCGCCCUCUGCAAGGCCGUGCCCAACGCCUGUUCCGCGCUGCCCCCGCAGUCCUCGUGCCCGUACCGCUGCACGUGCCUCAGCGACGACAAGCAGAGCGCCUGCCCUCCCAGGCUGGAGUUCCCGGCCGAGCUGAGCCUGGUCGACGUGGCGCAGCAACCAACCUGUGAUAGAGAACUCAAUUACUUCAUGCUCAGAGGCAAUCAGCUUGGCUACCUUUCGGUCAGAAAUGCCACUGCUAUGUUCUCCACCUGCACUGCCAGUGAAGAAGGCAUGUACAUCCCACACUUCGGAGACUGCGCCAAAGGUUUCCUCUGCAAGAACGGGAGGCAGGUCACCUCCACCUGCCCGCACGGCUACCACUUGAACCUGGACUUGGGGUUCUGCGACGAGCCCCAGUACAUGAAGUGCAAGGUAUCCGAGGGACUGCCGGCGCUGACGGACUGCCUGCCGGGCGUGGCCCUGUCGUCGUGCCACCACGCCUGCACGUGCGACGUGCAGCAGGGCGCCUGCCCCGCGCAGCUCAGAUACGGCGCUGCCAUCAGCAUCUACCAUGCCCGCAGGCAGCCGGCUUGCUUGAAGGGACCAGCAGUAAUACACUUGGAGGACGAAUACUUUGGCAGCGUGGACAUCCACCCCAACACGACGAAGGUGAGCCACUGUCCAGCAGCGCACGCAGCACCCGUGUUGUUCCCCGAUCCUCUGAACUGCGAGAAGGUGCUGAGGUGCGAGCGCGGCCAAGUGCGGGAGAUCUACUGCCCGAGCCACAUGCACUACAACCCGGGCACCAAGCGGUGCGGGCCGCCCGACCCCAAGGUCUGCCAGGCGGCCCCCGUGCUCCAGCAGACCUCCCCCUAUGCCCCGGUGGGCCGGGCCAUCACCUGUCCUCCCGCCUCCCCGUGCCCGGCCACGUCCGGCGGCACGGUGGCCCACCUCACCGACUGCACCCUCUUCUGCCGGUGCGGGCAGGGGGCGCCCGCCCUGGAGGCCUGCCCCCCGGGACUCCACUACAACGCCCGGACGCAGGCGUGCGACAGCCCGCAGCAGGCCGGGUGCCAGACGUUCUGCAGUGGCCUGGGGUCGACGGCUCGCGGCGAGUGGCUCCCUCAGAGCUGCACCACCGGCCACAGCAGGGAGGGCGCCAAGUGUCAGCUCACGUGCAGCGGCAACUACAACCUGGUGGGCAGCAGCGAGGUCACCUGCACCGGCAAGGGAUGGCAAGGGACCGGAGGACUCAACGUCGUCUCCGCUUGCUCCACACCGGAAGAAAUAGCUGUGAUGAUGGUGGGCAAGAUCAACACCAUUCUCAACCAAACUAAGGAUGCAGCAUUAUUAUUCCUGUUGGACGAAUCUGGAAGCAUCACGAAACCACACUUUGAACUUGAAAAGAACUUUGUUUCUGCCAUGGUGAACGCCUUCCCGCUGUCACGUGAGCGAUCAGCCGGAGUGAUAACGUUCAGCGAUCCAGCUGCCACGAUAGAUAUUGGCCUCAGAGAAACUUCUACAUGCAAUUUCCUGUCAAGCCUGAGAAAGGUUGACUACUCAGGUGGUGGCACGAACAUUGCCAACGCGAUAAAUGUGGCCGCAAGGGAGAUCAGCAUUAAUGCACCUAAUAAGAAGACACUCCUGUUCCUGGUGACGGACGGGAAGAGCCAGACGGACCCGGCGCCGGCUGCUAGCAACCUCAGGAGCAGCAGGCACAUCCUGUUCACCAUCGGCGUGGCGGGGUACGACCGCACCCAGCUGGAGCCCAUCUCCUCCACCCACCAGGACGGCACCAAGCUCUUCUUCGGCCUGCCCGACUUCAAGGUGUUCAGGGUCGUGGCCGAGUACCUGAUGACACAUUACAACAAGGGAAACACAUAUAACUGUCCAUAAGCAGCAUUUGUAGAAUACAACUUACCACGUAUCACAUCUGGUAAGCUUGUCUGCAGUAAAUUGCACACCAUUUAUGUUUGACUUCAAUAAAAUAGUGCAUUCCAA
This is a messenger RNA of Bacillus rossius redtenbacheri, 2218 nucleotides long. RefSeq lists its product as uncharacterized. The record is from RefSeq and is a predicted model, not a curated record. Gene Ontology annotation, cellular component: extracellular region. Lineage: Eukaryota; Metazoa; Arthropoda; Insecta; Phasmatodea; Bacillidae. Gene Ontology annotation, molecular function: chitin binding. The coding region runs from base 11 to 2113 and encodes 700 amino acids. The transcript is spliced from 10 exons.